AUGAAAACCCAUCGGAUUCUUCUCCUCCAAUCCCUAAUCCUCCUUCUCUGCUUCGCCGGAGCUCAGCUGCAGCCGGAAUCCACCAACGACAGCAACUACUACGUUGGCGCCAGGAUCAGCCCCAUGGCGGCGAUCAUCACCGUCGUUUUACUCUCCGUGGCCUUCCUCGUGUGGCUCUUCUCGCACUACAACUACCACUACACCGCCGCCCCCGCAAUGCGCUACCGCACCGCCGCCGCAAUGCGCGUCCGCCGCGGCCUCGAUGCGGCGGUGGUCGAUGCAUUCCCGACGUUCACCUACGCGGAGGUGAAGGAGCACAAGAUCGGGAAGAGCGUGCUCGAGUGCGCCGUCUGCCUCAGCGAAUUCAAGGACCACGAAACGCUGCGUUUGAUCCCCAAGUGCGACCACGUCUUCCACCCCGAGUGCAUCGACACCUGGCUCGAGUCAAACGUCACCUGCCCGGUCUGCCGGGCUAAUCUCACCCCGCAGACCGGUGACGAACCGGUUCAGCCGCUUCAACCGGGUCCCGCAGUUAUGGAGGAUACUAACUCGAGAACCGACGAAAUCGUGAUUCAAAUAGAAGGGGAUGAUGCGAACCCCAGCCCAGCCUUUGAUUUACCGAUCCGGUCCCUUAGGUCGUGGUCGGUCCGGACCGCGAGAGUGGUCGCUUUGGAUAAGUUUAGGUCGCACUCGACCGGGCGCUUGUUGGUCCAACCGGUGGAAAAUCUCGACCGGUUCACAUUGAGGCUACCAAACACGGUUAGGAAGGAGAUGAUGGACCGGACCGGUUCAAACCGGCCGUGGAGAUGCGUGGCUACUAUAUUGCCUAAGACAAGGAGCUUGCGGAGAGGUUUCAGAAGCGAGGAGUGGAGUAGCCAAUGGGGUUUAUUCUCGAAAGGUGAAGGUCAACGGAAGUGGGGAAGCAGUGUGUCGCUGCUGAGGAUACCUUCUUUCGUGUCGUUGGAGCCGACGACAGACAUUGAAGCCGGUUUAAUGUCAGAAAACCGGAGUAAGUCUCCGGCUUAA
Messenger RNA from Salvia splendens (bonfire salvia), 1026 nucleotides. RefSeq names its product E3 ubiquitin-protein ligase ATL6. NCBI's taxonomy places the organism in Eukaryota, Viridiplantae, Streptophyta, Magnoliopsida, Lamiales, Lamiaceae. Bases 1 to 1026 code for a protein of 341 amino acids. The transcript has a single exon. The record is from RefSeq and is a predicted model, not a curated record.